Molecule: messenger RNA, 12859 nt
Organism: Dermacentor albipictus
Lineage: Eukaryota; Metazoa; Arthropoda; Arachnida; Ixodida; Ixodidae
Product: synaptotagmin-1-like
Biological process (GO): regulation of calcium ion-dependent exocytosis; calcium-ion regulated exocytosis; cellular response to calcium ion
Cellular component (GO): exocytic vesicle; plasma membrane
Molecular function (GO): phosphatidylserine binding; calcium-dependent phospholipid binding; calcium ion binding
Source: RefSeq, a predicted model, not a curated record
UUCUCCCCCCUCACCUCGGCGUCCGGCGUCGGCGUCUGCUACGGAAGGGAGUUCGAGCUCUACCCUCGCGGCACCAGCAGGCAGCGGCCGUAGCAACGGUGACGCAGAGAGCGAGCGGUUCGCGCAGAGCUCGCAGCUGAGCGAGUACGUUCGGCGGACUGCGAUGACAACGAUCGCGGCCGUCGUCAAGUUCAUCUCGUAAUACGCCACGCAAUGUGAGACCAUCGGUGCCGGCCUGAAGAUCGUCGUCUGCGUCGUGGUUAAAUCUUGCCGUCGAGCCGUGCUCCUGGCUUAGGCCUCCUUUUCUCAGCCGUCUGCUCCUGGAUACCUUCGAGCCGCUCGCCGGAAGACGACGACAAAAGAACCCACAUAGCCAAUCGCCAGCGCAGCUCUGUCCGUCGUCGACUGUGUUUUAAUGCCUUCCCGCCGCCGCUUGACACGUCGGCCGCCCGACGCCGAGGCCCCACAGUCGGAGGAACCGCGACCCACCCACCGAAGUCGCUCAGAAUGUGACGUCGGCGGAACCUAGGAGUCGUCGCCCGUCGAGCAACAACACGCGCCCGCGGCAGCGAUUCCAACGCAGCAGCGGCGGCGCGGGCGAGUCGGCGUUGCUUCAACAGCGCUGCUCUACAAACAAGUCCCACUCACGUCCAGACGAGCCCCUGAGAGACCAAUUGAUGCACUUCUUCAGACAGGGUUGAUCUGCGCCGUUGCACGCGCUUGCGGGCAGAACUGAAGCGGGAAGGAUGCUCGAGCUCACCGACGAGGAUCGACUGAUCCUGGUGGCGUCGUGCGCGGGCCUUGUCACCGCCACCAUCCUGGUCACGGUGUGCGUGGUGACGCCCCACUGCUGGCUCUACCGGUGCAUCUGGGGACGAGAGGAAGAGAAAGAGAAGCGCAAGAAGCUCUACUACGGCACCGACGUGAUCCCGCUGCCGGCAUGUCCGGUGUCCACCAAGUCCGUGCCGGCCACCGGCGAGGCAAAAGGCGCCGAAGGUGGCGGACUGGUGGGUGCCGGCGGCGUUGGUGGCUCCCUGGUCCUGCUGCCCUUCGUGCGCAACCGGGCUGCCCGCGAUUCCACCUACAGCAGCAUGUCCACGGCCAGCAGUCGCGGAGAGGCGUCCGUAUACCGGCAACAGCGUGCCGGGUAUCCUGCAUGCAACGGCUGUUCGCAGAGCGACAACUCGGCUGACGUGGCGGGCAGCGUGGAAGGCCAAGACGACGCUCCACCGAUGCUGGGCAAGGUGACGAUACUACUCCGGUUCCAGGCAGCCUCGCCCACGGUCUCGAACGCGCAGGGAUUCCCGCCUGGGAAGCUGUUCGUCACCAUACGGGAGGCACAGAACCUUCCUCCGAAGCCUCACGGCGUCGUGUGCGACCCCUACAUCAGCUGCAAGGUGAUCAAAGGGCGCAUCAAGAAGCCGCGCCGCGGCAGCAGUGGCCUCCGGCGACCCAGCUGCAUCGGCCUCGGCAGCUCGGGCCACUGCCUGGGCCAGUACCAGACGCAGACCAAACGCAAGACGCAGAGCCCGCUGUAUAACGAGACCUUCUCGCUGGACCUGGCCAGGGGAGAGUUGAAGGACUCCUCCCUUUACUUGGCCCUAUUCGACAUGGACAAGUGCUCCAAUGACACCGAAGUGGGAGAGGUGAUCGUUCCUCUGAAGGAAGUCGACAAGCUGGUUGAAGAUCCCUCUGAGCACAUGCUAGAAUUGGAGCUCAAGGAGCCUAAGCAGUACAAGGGGGAAAUACUCUUUGGCCUGAGCUACCUGCCAACAGCCGAAAGGCUUACCUUUACCAUAAUGAAGGCCAGCAAUCUGACGUCGCCUUUGAACAACCUCGAGUCGUUCUAUCCCUGCGUCCGCGUGCUCCUGUUCCACAGCGGGAAGCUGCGCAAGAAAAAGAAGACCGCCUCCCAGCACGCCACCCUGUGUCCCGUAUACAACGAGUCGCUGACGUUCGACGUGCCGCAGGCCGAGCUCGACAACGUCGUCUUCCUGGUGGUGGUCAGCCACCGGGACCCCGCGCAGACCGUCUCGUCUCCGGACUCGCCCACCACCCCCGUGGCCGGAGCGCCGCAGCAGCACGUCGGCAAGGUGGUCGUCGGGGCCUGCGGUCGGGGCAGCGUACUCCACCACUGGAACGCCAUGAAACAGAGUCCACGCAAGCAGGUCACCCAGUGGCACACACUCCGGUGAAGGGAAACAGCUCCGCGGGAAGCGCAGGGCGGUGUACACAUGGACUCCGGAGUUACUGGUGUGGACAUUGGAAAAAAAGGCAGCGUGCACGCCGGAAUAGUCGAAUGGGUAUUCCAUCGCGCAAACACCAAAGUCAUCUAUGGGCGGUGGUACUCCGUUUCAGUGAUUCGAAGUUGCUAAGCGGGAGCAAUGGAUGUGUUUAGAAUGGAAGGAGUGACCAUUAGAAAAAAACAGAAGUCGCUGGAUCAAGUUUUGUUUCCUGCUGUCACACAUUUUGAGCUUGAGAUGUCACUUCCGAGAAAGAAGAAAAAAAAAUGAAAAUAUCGGAAAAUCUCCUGAUGCACGAGAACAUCAUUUGCGGCUUUGAGGGGAAAUGAAAGUAUUGGUGCAACUUACGUUGAUAUUUGCGGUUUCCCAUCAAUAUCCAGCCACGGCGGUAACUUGAGAAAACAUCCGCAACUCCCUGUGACUUUUCUAGCCUCAGGUUCAGAAAACAGGUCCGUGCACAGUGGUUUGCAGUUGGGCAGUGGCCAACGCGAAAAUGGUGCAACAGCGCUCGGUUUGCAGAUCUGAAUGUUUUUGCUCUAUCCACUGAUGAGAACCCAGUGUCCCCACGCUAGUCACGUGUUUUGUUGCAUUUAUGUGGCAGUUGCAGCGAAAUGUUUUGGUUGUUGCGCUGCGUUGCUUUCCAAUAGGCGUCCAUUCAGUCUGGAGAAGUGUAUUUUGACCAGCUUGAGUUUAUUGUUCUAAGAGAUCACUUACGAUCUUUGGCAGCCUUGAAGAAGAUCCACUUAGUUAUUUUUUUAUAAAUUCGGAAGCGGAUGGAUUCCGCGAAAGCGUAAGAGAAACAAGUGCGGGAACGUUGCGAAUACUGCGUCUACCUAGUCCUGUGCUAUGCGCGAAGGAAUCCCUGUGGACAAAUUUCCACCAUAGGUGGUUAUGAACGUCGCUUUCCGCCUUCGUUCCAAAUUAGCGAAGCUGUCAUAAUUUGGAAGGAAAUGGUGCUUCACAAAGAGUACUGUUGCGCAUCCCAUGACAGGCAGCCGUUUGAAUCGUAUCAAGGCGGGUCAUAAUUUAAGGCAUACUGGUGGUGCGAGGCUAUUUUAAUAUACGAAUGUCACUAACGACUUCUUAGUUUGGUUUCUGGCGUGGUAAUUAAACGUUUCCUUUUGGAAUCCAAUUUCCUGGAGCGUCGUAUUUCUUUCUUCGAAAAUUAAAGUACUGAAAAAUUUACAAAGAAGAAAACGCUGCUUGAUCUUUUAUGUGCCCCAUCAAAAUUGUUUCCGAAGUAGCUAGAUGUUAUUUAAAGGGAGCGAGAACCUCGUACAAUGCGUGCAUGGGAUUUAGGCGGGUCGUUAUGUUGCCGCGGUUACGGGGAAUUUUGUGAGAAUGCUGUAACUCAUUGGGGUAAGAAACGUUUGUGAAAAGCGAAUUAUCGACGGCACCACGUCUACAUUAAUUGUCUGAUUGCAGUUGCCGACGCACCACAGUUAUGGGUUAACAUUGUCUUCCUUUAAUGGAAGACAUUUUUUUUUUUGCUGCACGAUGAAGUUUAAAGAGAACUAAUGGCUAUGGAGGGGUCAGGGGUGAUGCGUUGUCUAGUGCACAAUAUUUGUUGCUGUGAAUGCAAUGGCAAAAUUUUCACGUACUCUGCAACAGGAACUACAUUGUCAGUGAAGUUACGUUGACUUGUGCUGCGAUGCAGGAUGCUGAGCAGUUUGUCUUGAUUUUUAAAUAUAGAAAAGAGCAGUUUUCUACCAAACAUAUUCCUUUUGUGCACAUAGAAUUUUUAAGCACAUGGGGAAAGAAACCAUAAUGACCAAUUAGGGAGGUAUUUAGGCGGUGCUGCACUUUUUAAGAUCUUAUGGGAAAUUACACGAGUCCACGCGCUCUGCUAUGAAGAGCGUUAGCUCGUUAACCCGUCGUUUGCGUCGAUUUCGUAUAGUCUUCUUGCUUAACCAGACACGUCCUGCUAACGCCUUUUUGUUUGGUUGUAGCGGUGCCUUGCUUCUUCUAGCAAGGGGAAAUAAUAUAGUUGCCUUGGCAACGCAACAAAGGCUCAGUGAGAAUCAAGACGAAGAAUGCUAGCAUCUGAACUAUCAUGGCGUUCUUGCUUGCAACUAGUACUCGUUCGCAGAGAUAAACUUCGAGCUUGCCGUUUCACUUUGUAUUUCUUGCUUUACAACGUGUUCGAGCAUCUGGCAUUCACACUAGUCAUUACGUCUUGAAUGAACGUUCCCAUUCUCUGUGAUUAGCUCCAUCUUUCAUCAAUAUGUCGCUUUAGGCUAGUCCUUGUGUCCUCAUAACUGUUCGUCAAUGUUACCACAGCGCAACUGCACGAUACAUAAAGGUCAACUGUGUACUCAGUUAUUUAAUCCUGAGAAUAGCUUUGUGCUUGGUUGUUCGCGAAAUAUUUUAAUGAAGUCGCCGAGGGCAGCUUAGCCGUCGUCAGCGCAUUGACGAAUUGUUAAAGCUUGCAGUGCGAAAUACCAUAUUUUUUUGGGGUAAGAAAUGUCAGGACAAAAAUUUUUGUUGUUGCUGCGUGCGUCUUUAGGCUCUUGUAUGUGUGUUUGUUGUAAAUGUAUAACGUCAAGCGUCUUGGUUUCGUAAUUCCACCAAAAGAAGCAGUUAUUCGGUGUUCCGCUUCAACCGCGUAUGAUCUACAGUGCUUGUAGUUCGUAUGGGAGCGGAAGGUUUCGGAUGUCAGAUGCCACAAAAUUUUAAGUAUUUCUGUUUUACCGAGCGAGUAUAUUUUACCGAAUAUCGUUUUUGUUUGUUUAGUCUCGGCUUUCUACGUUUGACAGGCGGUAUUGGGUAUGCGGGUUGACAACAGUACAUGAAAGACACGAGUUAAAAAUAAAUAAAAAUGUUUAGGAAAUUAAACGUGUUCGAAGAGGGAUGUAUGGAAAUAUCUGGUACAUACUGAAAUAUUGAUCUGACUGCUGUCAGCCCUUUUUAGAUUGUGAAAAAAAAGCUAACCUUGCUUUAGAGGUCUUGUAUUUUGCUGAUCGGUGGGUGUAAGGCAACCACUCGCUGCACAACAGUACAGUGAUUGUGGCCUUCUUGUUAUGAGGAAAUGCUCAUUAUUGGGCUUGUGAAUCGCCAAAGUCACUCGACAGUGACACCAUUUGGUUUAGUGCCAGGUCCGUAUUUGUCUUCGAAUAGCUUUCGACAUGAUCGUGCGAAACGAAGGAUAGAAUGUUAAAAAAUAGUUUUUCUGUGCCACCUACAUCUAAAUGCGGAAGUUUUGUUUCCUACAAACAGUAGGGGGAUCGGGGGAGGGGGUGUUGUAUUUCCAUAGUUGUUCUCUCACUUGUUGAAUUUUGCACUGUAGACAAAGAGGUAUAGAGUAGCCAAGUAGUGCCGAGGAAAAGCAACUGUAGGGCUAGAGCGCGAGCGUGCGAUUCUGAACUCGAUGAUGGAGACUGCGGUUUCUGAAAAGCUUGUGUGAGCGUAAGGAAACAUUAAUGAGCAGGUGAAUCGAAGCUGUGCUGGGGGAUUUGAGCUGAACACUUGUGAACGCCAUGCCUAUAUUAGUUAUAUUUUCGAUAAAAAUAAACAAUGUACCCUGGGCUUUUCACUUUGUUACUUAAGUGAAUUUAAGUUGCAUGUGGUGGACAAACUCGUUUUUCAUGCGGAAUACGUACCUGCCGAUGUUUAUAUAUCAUUGCUGCCGACCAACAAUGCUUGCUUCAGCAUUUCAAAAUAUUGUUUGGUUUCUCACUAAUUUGAUAAUAGUUGUUGGUGCAGAUAAUAAGCUUUUUUUCUUAGGUGACGGUUCAUGUAGAACACUAUCAUCAUAGACAUAUUUUUAUUUGAUAUGCCACUUUAAAAUGUUGAAUCACUGUAUAUGAUAGCCUAACCAAGUUGGCACGCGUUAAGUUCUAGAAAAUUUCAUCUUUCCAAAAAAUAUAAUAGCUAGCUUAGCCAGACAUGAAAGUUUCUACAUAGGUAUGUUAGGUGUUUAGACAGCUACAUCAGAAGGUGCUAUCUAUCCACGAAGUGUUCAUGCAGAUUUGGCACUGUAAAUAUAAAAACAGCGUUUCUUUACUUGAUCUGCCACUUUAAAAUGUUGAAUCACCAUAAUGAUGGGCUAGUCAAGUUGACACGUUUUAAGUUCUAGAAAAUUUCAUCCUUCCAAAAACAUAAUAGAUACCUUAGCCAGACAUGAAAGUUUCUACACGGGUCUCUCUCUGAAUAUACAGCAGACUUUCAGCGAACGCGCCGGGGACGAAACUGAAUCUCGGAUUAAAAGAAAGAAGAAAUUACUUUUCAAAAAAAAGAAAGAAAGACUGAAAGAGAUGUGUACAAAAUUACGGCUGAGAUCAUUAACCUAUGGGAAUCGGUGUUCAGCCUCCAUAAAACAUUGCACCGAAACGCACGGCAAGUGUUAGUGUUGUACCUGCGCUCAGGUGUACAUUUGAUUAGGUGCUACUUUCUGCUUUAGUACUUUCUCCCUCUCUCUACAUUGUUCCCAUUUAUAUAGCAGUUUCUUUUGCGCCUGAUGUCCGCGACGCCCAGGACGUGUUUCGGUGACAUUUUGGCGGCGUCCCCUGCUUGCUGCUGGCAACCUGUCGAGUGGAGCUGGGUGUCGCGCUAGUCGACAGCGCCCCUUGGACGCGCCGCGCCAUCUAUCGGCGAGCGCGGUAGUUGGUCGUGUGAGACAGGGCACUGGCGCACAGCGGCAAACGGGGAGAAGAGACAAAGAGAGCUUCGCUUUGACAAAAAAAAAAAUAUUGUGGGUUUGUAGUGCCAAGUAUAACAGGCCUUGGUAUUGCGGAAAUGUAGACUUUCGCUAUCAUUAGCUUAGUAUGUUAAGUAUAUGUAGGCGAUAGCGCGACUUUCAUGUUUUGUUAAGGAAGCGAUAUGUCUAUUUUCUGUAAAGGUACGCCGAGCUGCAAAUACGACAUAUCGAUACAACGUACCUGUUUUUUUCUUUAGUUCCAGAAACACGUUUUGUAGAAGCACUCUCUACCAAAGACCGUUUAGUAUACUUUCGUAGUAUUUUUCGUCUUUAUGAAUCCUCUUUCAAAUGUUAAGCGUGCCUAAGGCUCAACUAAUGUACUGGAAGUGAGAAACCAUUUUGUAAUGAGGGCUGUUGUCGGCUGUUAUGGCAGGAGAAAAAGAAGUACGCACUUAAGGAUGUUACGGUGUUCGUAGAGGACUCCUAUAUGGUGAAACCAAUAUGAGAGAGUACUAUUGUGGGGGUCGUUUAAGCCUAGAGCUGGUUUCCGCUUAGCAACCGAAAUACUGGAGACAGCUUAUCCCACAUUUGACACCGUGCUAGCUUGAUUUUUGAUUUCAUGCUCCGUCUAUCUCUCGGCUGCCGCAGGCAUCAAACAGUAGCCAGGCAUCAAACAGCCACUUGGGUUUCCGAAGUUUAGAUGCCAUAUCUCGAUGCAAUCGUAAGCGUUUUAUGCUGACGUUUAUUUAUUUACGGCUUAAUUGCGCAACGAGUAUGAUUGCUAGUUGAUUUAACAUGCGUGUAAGCCAUUAACUCAGUCCGCAAAAUGUUAGCAUGGGCUCGUGGCACAACACGCCUGCACAAAGCACGCAAGUUGUGAGCUCACAAAUUCAACACACACACACACACACACACACACACACACAAAAGAUUUCACAAUCUGGUCACUCGUUGCACACCGGACGUUCUUACGCAGGUAGUCAUGUGACCCGGCACCAUGAUCUUGUUUUGUAUACCCGAUGCGGUUAUGACAGACAAUGCUUCUGUUCUGAGGCUUCCCAAAUGCUAAAUAUUUGACAUUAUUAACGACGAACACGCAACAUAGAUUUCAGUUUUGCGAGCUAGAGGAGCGGUUGAUUUUUCUAGAGUAUGUUGGACUCCUAUGCCCGCAUUGGUGUGGUGUGGCAGAGCACCUCAUCAGUGUCCUUUCAAUACCAGAACGCGCUAUCCGCACGCGUUUUGACACGAAAGUAAAUUUUAGGUGCUGUUUCAUACGGCGCAAGCUCCCGACUAUCCUAUAUUGUAAAGAAAUUGCAGCGGUCCUAAAAUGCAAUCUGAAAUCACACAUUCACUAUGUGCAGCCCCGCCACCUUAGGAUACUUAACCAGGUAGAGGGGCUGCAGUGUUGCAAUCCUCGGCCAAAAUAACCAGCCUGUUGCGGUGGACGUUUGCAGGUACACCGUAAUAAUUGGUUUUACAAGCAAGACAAGCAAGAAAACAAAACCCUCUCUUGUGUUCUGUUAUAUGACUUCUAUGGGUGGAUUUUAAAUAAAGAAUCGUAUUUGCUUUCGUCAUCCGAAAAACAAUAGUACGCUGCUUCAGAAUGUGGCAUAGGGUUUCAUUUCGGCGGCUUCGAUUGUCUCUCUUUUAUGCCUGCUUCUGCUCCUGCCAACGUGAUGAACUUCAAAUACAGUGGCUUCGAACCCAACUUUGGAGUUGCGGUAUUGUUCGCGGGAAUGGAAGGAGAAUAUAAAACCCAAAUGAUUGAAGCUGGUGAAAUAUACCACUAUCACAAAUUAUUAAUAAACUAUGCUCGGUCUUUGAUCAACAGCAAAAAAGAGAAUUUUUUAAUGUAAAACGUGCAAGGCGUUUCACGUAGGCAAGACAGCGGUGUCGAUUUGUUUGUUUGCUUAUUCUGCUUGUACGAUUACAUAUUGCUUUUGCCUAGUUUUUGAUACUCCUUUUGCGACUAUUCUUGAUGGUAACCUGAGAAAAAAAAGUAAUCGGAAAUGAGCACUCGCCGUAACGUUUUCCUUGACGCUCGUCAUUUAGACGUGCUGUUAAUCUGUAAAUAUGUUGUAUUUAUCGCUGCUUUAAAACGAUUCCUAGGUUAAAAUUUCUUUUUCCGCCCUGACAAGCUGCAUCGCAUAAUUUGCAUUAAGAAGUUGUGUCGGUAGUUGUUUCUCUGAUUGGAGACAAAAGUAAAUCUCGCUCAGAUCAGUACACCAUCGGCAUGUGAUGGCGUAUAGGGCGAGAAAUCUUAUGUGCGUUCCACGCAAAGCAUGUGACCUUGGAGACUAGUGUAAUUCAGUUUGUCUGUUGCCACGAUCAGCACUGCGUACAAAGAGGUACGGUGACGCUGUCUUAGUUGCAUCUAACUAUUCCAGCUGCGUAGAAGAUAUAAUACAGAAGGAAAUACCAUGCACUUAGUGGUUGCUGUGAGCUAGCUCCCCAGUUUUUGCGGCUACUGUGAUAAGAGUAAAAAGGAAAGCGACUUGUUAAAUGUGCGGCAACGUGAAAGUGAGACUGUUACAUUCAUUUGGAGAGUCUAGAAGGUCCAUAUACUUGCCAAUGGCGAGUAUAGGCAGCGUGAUGCUUGGUAGUAAUGUACAGCCAAAGUGCGUGCGCUUUGGUGCAGCGGGUGACAGCUCCUUCCUUCCGCCUGUGCAUUUCCGGUUAAUCUGUUAACUUAAGCUUCCCGGCACUUUUUCUCCGAAGGGUAGGUUGAGAUUUUGCCCUCAAUCAGUUUCUCCAGGGACACCUGUCGUUCCCAGGGUGAAAUGCCAAAGCGUUUGGCGUCCGCAAAGUUCUGGAACGUUAACCAGCAUGUCCAAUAUUAUCUACUGUGUCCACGCCUUGACUCGAGAUGUGUUCACUACGCAGAGUGCCGUCCUUCGUUUUUAUAUACGUGCUCUUACCAGUAACUUGUCAUCUGUGUUCCUGUUGUUCGCAUUGUGUACAAUUCUCGAAUGCGUGCUUUGGGGACCUUGUUGAAAGAAGGUCUUCCCUUAAGCGCGCUGCGCUAGUGUUGCUCUGAAACCUAUGUGACGACAUGCCUUCACACACAUGACUGUGCUAGAUGUUGACCGUAAAGCCAAGGCCAUUGCACACAAUCGACACUGGUUUCAAGUGUCGAAAAUGGCUACUGUGGCGACUAAUUAUUCAGUAUCCGUGACUGCCGAAAGGUUGAUAAAUAACUUCAUCUAUUGCCUGCUUUGAGGACCCAGAACUGGGGGGCGUGCCCUAGGAGUUAGUGGGUAAAGGCUAGUUUGUUUCAUUCUGCCGAAAAAAAAGCGUGUAGCCUGAAUUAGUACUGCCGUUUCAAAAGCUGCUGAACGCGUAUUGAUCGAAGAAGCUCUGGUGUGGAACAGCGUUAUUUUAUUGGGCAGUAAGCGUCACUUUUACCCUGAAAUGCUGAACGUAUCGUAGAUGCUACACUGUUCUGAUACUUCAGAAUUCUCAUUAAGUGCGCAAAAUGGCGCGCAUACCUUUUCGGAAUAUUCUCGAUAAGAUGGAGCAAGUUCCAUCUGCGUUGCACAUAGCUCAGCAAUGCAAGUGCUGUAUAAGCACUUACCGUACUAAUUAUGACAUAAGUGAAAUAGCAUUUCUGUACUUUUUCUAGAAAUGUACUAUGUUUGGCCAGGCAAAUAUUGGCAUUUUGCUCGAAAUGUCUUGAUGGGUAACUGUGUUUAUGACUUGCAGGGUUAAGUUUAAUUUAAAGAUGCCGUUGAAUCAAAUGGUCCUAAGAGUUCACCAUCUUUCUGCAUCGUUUAAAGUCUUCCAACUGUACUUAUUAUUUUUUGGCCUUGCAAGUGGCGGACGGAACCUAAUGAUCUCGGUAUUUGUUUGGAUUUUUUAGUUUCUCCAGGGUUUCCUUUGUCGAAAUGUUAGGCACAUCAGGCAGAAAAGCUCUGUGCACGACCCUCAUCUCAUCCCGCCGUGACGGGAAGGCAUAUCGUCACACGUCCGUCUUGUGCUGUCCUAAUUACACGUAUGUACAAGUGUUAUUUUAUCCGCAUCUGCGCGAUAUGUGUACGCCGACGUUUUCCCCAAGUGUCGCUGCAAAUUGAAUUUGUGGUUUGUUAGGUGCCACUCCAGAAAACCGUGUGUUAAAUGUCAAUCGGCGCCCUUGACAUUCAAGUGUUCUCAGUGUUGUCCGUUGAGCAAAUCUUUUUUCGGCACCCUCGUGUCGAAAUAUGCUGAACCCCCAUACACUGAUAUGCUUCAAUUUUUCGGUUAUCCUUUUCGAUAUCUUAAGAUGUAGCUUCCGUAGCAGGUGUAAUAGUUAGUGGUGUAUUUACUAACACCAUAUCGCGAUUCUGGCUCUGUAUCAAUGUCCACGUUCAGCCCUGUUCUAAGAUUGCUACUGUCAACACCUUCUCUAGCGCUAUGGUGAAAGCUGCCGCUAAAAAUAUUUUGCUCGCGAAGGUGGCACAUGCUCUUCGCUGCAGUGGCGCAUGUUGUGAGAUCCGGAUCACGUGCUAUGUUAUUCAGCUCGUGCUAUUUUCGUACACUUGAAGUCUUGGCAUUGCUGCGAAAAUGGCUUUAGAUGGCGUUUUUCGGCUGGUUCCCCUAGCGCAAGUAAACAGAGUUUCCAAUAAGCUAAAGUACAUCAAAGUUCGAUGCGUAAUAACUUUGCACUUCAACGUGCGACCGUCGUAUCAUAACUGGACAAAAACGUGUCAUUCGUCGAUUGUCUAUUCUACGUUCGGCACUUUUCCCAGUGCUAGAGUGGUGCAAGUUCUUCCCCCUUUUACCUCUUGCCUCUUUGAGGAACAACGUGGGGAAAAUGUGCUUGGAGUUAUGUGCUCAGAACGAUGCUGGUUCUGUUCCAAACGCCAGAAGUGUAUUUUCGCUACAUUGUCUAGGACCGUAGCUGCAUGGCAUAAUCAUUUAUUACUCUGAAAGCACAGCAAGCAUAAAGAUUGCGUGUAUAAUCCGUUCCCCUCCUAACCAAAUGGUCUUGUUAUUUGCCUUUCGCUGAAGUGAUCGUGUGCAGUUAGUUGGAAACUAAGCAAAGCAAAUAGACUGGCGUUUACUGGAGCAGUAUUUUAAUAAAAAUGACAGCUCCCAGAACUCCCUCAUUUCACGCCAUAUACCGUUCCUGAAUACAUAUCAAGAAUCAGUAGAACCACGCAAUUUAGAAGGCAAUGUCACUUGAUAAUAGAACCUAAAAAUAAGCGCAUUAUCACACCACAUUAGAACAAUUAGGAAUAUUAUCCUUCAGAACCCUUUUGCUCCACCUGGAACAGGAAUAUACUAGCCUACGAUCUGCACAUUUUUUCGACUCAAUUCAGUCGUUAUAGGAUAUGAAGGUCUACUAAUAAUAUUUUUUUUGCCUGACUUCGUAUCUCAGAGCUGAUGGGUGAAAAAUUUCAUCUCGGCACUCUAGCAUCCCUACAGGGUAAUGAUGUGAAGUGUAAAAUGGUUGCAUAAAACCCUUCACACUACUUGCACUUCUGUUGGAAACCGCUGUUUUUGAAGAAAAUUCAUUUCAUUCUCAAGGAAAGUUUAAAGGAAUGACUUGACAGGUUUCGUCAUUACUGUUUUUUUUGUUCUAAACCUGAAUCUGCAGACGUUUUUCAGCUGUCUGCAUUCCCUAGCGCCAAGAUUUGGUGCUUUUUUUUAUUAGAAGCAAAGAAAAACAUCAAUGCCCUUUUCAGUGACAUUUUAACUGUACAGCGAGCACCCGAGUCUGUGUGUUUGGUUUCCCGCCAGCUGCUCACGAGAACCCCUCACUUUAAUAUUGUCAUAUCUAUCAUCGUCUGUAAUCAAACCAACAGCAUCAGAGGUGAUACAAGCGGGACCUGGACUUUGUUCUUUUCUGGCUCUUAUUUCAGGACAAGCACAAGUGACAAGACUAUGGGAAUAUAUGAACAUAUAUUAUAUACAUAUAUAUAUUAGCUCCUAUUUAUUGACCUCGGCGCCGAUUUAUUUUGGGACGUGAAAUGUAAUAAAGAGUUGUUCAUAAGUUCCGGAA